Molecule: messenger RNA, 840 nt
Organism: Coniosporium apollinis CBS 100218
Lineage: Eukaryota; Fungi; Ascomycota; Dothideomycetes
Exons: 1
Coding region: 1-840 (279 amino acids)
Source: RefSeq, a predicted model, not a curated record
AUGGCAGCAGUACGCCCCCCACCACAACCCCGACCAACACCCUCCCCAUCCUCCUCCUCAGACCUCCUCUCGACCUUCGCUCCCGCUCCAGAAAUCUCACCCGGCGAGCGCUCCGGCGCCGUCAUCAAGCGCCUGAUCUUGGAGAAUGAAGCCCGCAAGCGCGAACUCACCUUCGAGAUACGAUCACGAGAAGAGCUCCAGCGGCUGCGAGAAGCGGACAAAAUCGUCACCAGCCGUCUCGAAGCAGAAAACAGCACGCUGCGGAACGUGCACGAUGUCGAUGAGCGGGCCCUGCGGCGGCGAGACCGGAAAAUCUACGAGCUGCAGGCGAAGUUGGACAUUGAGGUGGAAUUGAGGAAAGGCGCGGAACAGAAGGAGGCGCUUAUGUCUCAGCAACUCACGGAUGGCAUGGCGCUGAUGAGCAGGCAGCUGGCUGAGGCGAAAGAGCUCCAGCGACGGGCAGAAGCGCACGCUAAAAGUUUAGAAGGAGGGUUGGAAAGCUUCCGUGGGCAUGUGGAGCGCACUGUCGCUAGCAUGCAGUCAGACAUCGACGAGCUCCGGAGGCGCGAGACGGAAGAACAGUCGAAAAUGCAGUCGUUGCUCGUGCUGCUCGACCAGCAGCGGCAAGAGUCGAGUCGAAGGGAAUCCGUGGUGCUCGAGAUGCGCCGACUGGAGGACGCUCGUGAGAAGGAGGUUGGAGAGCUACGGGCAGGCGCCGCCGCUCUGCGAAACAAGAUUGAUGCCAGUGAGGCGGAUGCAGAUAUCCUCCGCGGCGAAAUGAAGGAGACGCUGGGUCAACUCCGCUGGGCGAUAGGCCUUGAGAAGGCGAAAAGGUCCUGA